This is a messenger RNA of Ochotona curzoniae (black-lipped pika), 2569 nucleotides long. It is a transcript of the gene STK11, whose product is annotated as serine/threonine kinase 11. Lineage: Eukaryota; Metazoa; Chordata; Mammalia; Lagomorpha; Ochotonidae. Gene Ontology annotation, molecular function: ATP binding; protein kinase activator activity; protein serine/threonine kinase activity. The transcript is spliced from 9 exons. The record is from RefSeq and is a predicted model, not a curated record. Gene Ontology annotation, biological process: establishment of cell polarity; protein phosphorylation; regulation of cell growth. The coding region runs from base 496 to 1707 and encodes 403 amino acids. Gene Ontology annotation, cellular component: nucleus; cytoplasm.
CCCCGCCUCCUGCACACGCGCGGCGGCCGCGGCGAGGGGGCUCCGGGCGGGCUCGGCUGAGGGUCGCGCCGCUGCUUGUGUGUCUCCUCUCUCGCACCCAGCCCGGGCCGGCGAGGAGCGCGCGGGGGGCCAUGGCCGGCCCGGAGGACGCUGCCCGCGGCUGCCCGCGCGCCUGAGCUCGCCCCCUGCACCAUGGCCCGGCGCCGCGGACCCCGCCGGCCUCCCCAGGGCCCCCGCGGAGGACGAGCGGCCCCGGCCCGGCGCUGAGGCCUCCCCGCCGGCGGCCAAGUGGACAGUCCUUCUUCUUUCCCCACGCGUGUGUCGUGAGGUCUACGUGGCCUGUGUCCUUUUUACUUUUCUUGUGGUUUGGGAUCCUUUUUUUUUUUUUUUUUUUUAAAUUUUGGGGUGUGUGUGUGUGUGUGUGUUUUGAGAACUUGGGCAGCCGAGGAGGAGAGGCGGUGCAGGUGGCGGUGGUGGCGGCAGCCGGCACCGGGGAUGGAGGUGGUGGACGCGCAGGAGCUGGGCGUGUUCGCCGAGGACGAGCUCAUGUCGGUGGCCAUGGACGCCUUCAUCCACCGCAUCGACUCCACCGAGGUCAUCUACCAGCCCCGGCGCAAGCGGGCCAAACUCAUCGGCAAGUACCUGAUGGGGGACCUGCUGGGCGAGGGCUCGUACGGCAAGGUGAAGGAGGUGCUGGACUCGGAGACGCUGUGCCGGCGCGCCGUCAAGAUCCUCAAGAAGAAAAAGCUGCGACGGAUUCCCAACGGGGAAGCCAACGUCAAGAAGGAGAUCCAGCUGCUGAGGCGGCUGCGGCACCGCAAUGUCAUCCGGCUGGUGGACGUGCUGUGCAGCGAGGAGAAGCAAAAGAUGUAUAUGGUGAUGGAGUACUGCGUGUGCGGCAUGCAGGAGAUGCUGGACAGUGUUCCUGAGAAGCGCUUCCCCGUGUGCCAGGCCCACGGGUACUUCUGCCAGCUCAUCGACGGCUUGGAGUACCUGCACGGCCAGGGCAUCGUGCAUAAGGACAUCAAGCCAGGCAAUCUGCUGCUCACCACCAGUGGGACCCUCAAGAUCUCCGACCUGGGGGUCGCUGAGGCCCUGCCCCCCUUUGCCGCGGACGACACAUGCAGGACAAGCCAGGGCUCCCCGGCCUUCCAGCCACCCGAGAUCGCCAAUGGCCUGGACACCUUCUCCGGCUUCAAGGUGGACAUCUGGUCUGCUGGUGUCACGCUCUACAACAUCACCACGGGCCUGUACCCGUUCGAGGGUGACAACAUCUAUAAGCUCUUCGAGAACAUUGGCAAGGGCGACUACACGAUCCCUGGUGACUGUGGCCCCCCGCUCUCGGACCUGCUGAAAGGAAUGCUGGAGUACGAGCCGGCAAAGCGGUUUUCCAUCCGGCAAAUCCGGCAGCACAGCUGGUUCCGGAAGAAGCACCCCGUGGCCGAGGCGCUUGUGCCCAUCCCGCCCAGCCCGGACACCAAGGACCGCUGGCGCAGCAUGACCGUGGUGCCCUACCUGGAGGACCUGCACGGGGGCGCCGGCGAGGACCCCGACGGGGAGCGCUUCGACCUCGAAGAGGACAUCAUCUACACUCAGGAAUUCACCGUGCCCGGUGGUGAGGAGGCCGCGGAGGCGGGGCUUAGCGAGGAGGCGCAUGCGCAGAAGAGCCCGAGCCCCGCCCUCCCCGGCGAGGGGGCCGCACACUAGCCCCGCCCGCUCUGGGCGUCCCGGCCCCUUUGUCGCCAUAAAGCUUUGCUCCCUGUGACUGUGGCUGAGGGUUUCCUGUCCACCCGGUUCCUAGUGCAGGGAGGGCUGGGGCGACCCUGGAGGCCCCUGGGUUCUGACUGCGCACCUGCUUCCUGAGGGGCUGGGCCGGGCGUGUCCUGGGAAGGGAGCCAGCGGGGUGGUGCUGCAGGAAGCUGCCCAGUGUGGGGGUCUGGGGAGAAAGGCCCGGCCUAACCAGGUGGAGCCGCGCUUUGCGCAGCUCUUGGUCCUUCAGCUGGGACCCUGUAAACUCCACUGUGGCUCCCAGCACUGCGAGCGGGACACAUCCCAGCUGACCCCUCCCCUCCCUUGCACAGGCCAAGGCCUGGCACCCAGGUCCCGUGCCUCAUUGCUUUGUGUGCCCUGAGGGCUCUGGGGCCCAUGAGGGAGGUCCGGGGCCCCCCUGCACCCCACAGCUCAGCUGAGGUGUGCAGUGAGGGCAGCAGCAGGCAGGCCCCCGGCCCACUCCACAGGUGAGCGCCCAGGCCUGGAGCUGGGUCUGAUGCUGCACAGGAUGGCCUGUGCCUCACUGUGUAGGCUGCAGCCUCUACAGACGCUUCGACUGGCCUUGGACCAGGUCGCCGCCCAGGAGACUAGGCCCUUCUAGGGGCCAGGGCCAGUGCCAGCGUAGGGCAGGGAUGUCCCUGGGCAGCUGCUGGAGGGAAGUAGCUGGGUGCCUGGCGGGUUUGGGGUGGCCUUCUGCUCAGGCCCCACCUGGGCUUCCUCCCAGGGCAGGUCCCAGCGGAGGAGGUCGGCCAGAACGGACAGAGCCGGGGGCUGCCCAAGGCCUUGUGCAUGAACGGCA